UUACCAGAGGAUGCCCCUGUUGCCUCCCCUGCGUCCGCCUCCGCCACGGCCGCCACCACGACCACCACACUGACACACACAAUAGACAGAUGUGCACGAAGGCAGCCAUGUGUAUUGUAGGUACACAGCAGAGAAGGCGCGUGUACGCCACUCACCCGGUUGUACCCUCCACGCCUGCUUGGCCUGCUGCUGCUAUUUCGGCUGCUCAACUGAGGGGGGGGUGGCCUUCGGGCUUGUAGGACGGCCGACGAGAGGACGCCCACACUUGCUGCGUCGGAUGGAUGAGUGAACGAAUACACACAGUGCAGACGGACGGAUAAACGUCUGUUGGGCGUGAGAGAGCACUUGUAUGGUCGGUCGGUACAUACCAGUGUGUCCCAGCUUCUGAUUGUGGGCGAGGUGAAGGCGAGAUAGAGAGCCGUCCUGAGGUUGUUCCACACCCUGACACAUAUACAGGUGUGGUGGGGGUGGGGCUGGGAGGGCGUGUGGGUGUCUCGCUUACUUGGGGGGUUCUUUGAGCAGUGCUUUCUGGCUGAUGAAGUCAUUCACCACCUGGGCGAACUUGUCGCACACAGCCUGCACACACACAAGAAUGAAUGCGCAUAUGGAUGGAUGCACGUGUGCAUAUUUGUCUUCGUGGUGGUAGUGGUGGUUGCCUGCAGCAUGUCGUGUGGCCAGUGGGUCAUGAUGAAAAAGACCUACAGACAGACAGACAGUAAAAAACAUCCUCACCCACGCAGCACGUGGACACGUGUGUGAUGCGUACCUGCGUGCAGUUGCCCUGCUUCAUGGCGGCCUUCCACGCCCAAACGAGAUCGCCCUUGUGGCCCAGCAAAUCUGCAAAGUCAAUGCAGACAGCCAACCAGAUGUGACAGAAGUGUUUGUGCGUACAGUGGCCCCUCUGUCUUGCGCUGUUCGUCGAGCACGGGAGUCUCCUCGACGUAGAUGCUCACCAGGUCCACAGCAGAGUGGCGCGAAUUGUCCACAGUGAGGGCGCCCAUCUGACGAAUGCAUGUUCACAGAGGGACUCGUGGAUGCGUCCGGGGUCUGUGUGUUGCGUUCUCUGCGUACGUUCACAUAUUUGGCGAUGUGUAGAUCGCGCAAGAAGCGAAUGAAUGAGCUGUCGAAGUCGCACCGGGGGUCGUCCUCUGCGCACAGAUGAGUAGAGCACACCCAGGUACGGAUACACACAUCCGUCCAUCCCAUCCCAUCCACGACUGUGUGUGUGAUGUGCGCACUUGGAUGUUUGGAGGUCUGGAGGUCACUCGCCUCCAGCUUGCGGCAGUGGUUGGGGGGCCGCUGAUACUCACACACGGGUCCACACAGCCUUUUCUGGGUCGCCGUCUGUGUGGUGUGUAUUUGUUUGCUCUGUGGAUGUGUGUAUGGCCACUCACAUGGUACAGGUGUUUGCUGAGGUCCCUGUACUUCUCGCGAAGCCGCGGUACUGAAAUACACACGCGGCCCGUCUGGUUGGUUGUAUUUGUGUGCCAGUGAGCUCACCGUUCGACAGCAGCCGCCACUCGCUGCACUUGUCCGUCAAGAUGUCAUCCACCUGCAGACACACACACGGGUGCAGCAGUGCAUGCGUAUCGCGUCGCAAUGGUGUGUCUGACCUGAUAUGCCCAGGCAGCGGCACCCUGAUGCCUGAUGAACUGACCAGACCAACAACAGGCGAGCACGUCUAAUACUGGUUGGUGAUGCAUCAUGUGCCCACACACGGACGUACGUCUUCGUAUGUCCCGGCACCAUUCAGGAAGGUCUCGAGGAGUCGAUCCCCCUGCACACACACACACAGACACACACAAUCGUUGACGUCCAUGGAUGGUGUGUGUGAAGGCACAGUAGCGCACCUGUUCCUCCUCAUGUUGAUGGGGUCCGCGGGGCGAGCCGGCGUUGUCUGCACGUGCAAGUGAGCGUGUGGAAGCGCGCUUCCAUCAACACGUGUGUGUGUGAGGGGGCGGGGGAGCACCGUGCGGCGAGUCCAU
Vitrella brassicaformis is the source of this 1985-nucleotide messenger RNA. The record is from the annotation of a GenBank genome assembly. Lineage: Eukaryota; Vitrellaceae.